AUGGAAACUUGUAUAGAUGAAAAGAAAAAAUUUGAAGAAUGCUUUAAGGAAUGGUUGAAUAACGGAUUUACUACGGGGAACUUCGGUAAUCCUUGUGUGAAUGAAUGGAAAAUAUAUGAAAAAUGCAUAAACAAGGAGUUGGAAGAAAAGAAUCUUUUAGGUCUAAAGUCAUUCACCACAUUCGACUUGAGUGGAGAUAAGUUAACUAUUGAAAAAAAUAUGGCUGAUAAGCAAAAUGGAACAAUAACUGAAAAUUCAAAGAAAUAA
Cryptosporidium ubiquitum is the source of this 267-nucleotide messenger RNA. RefSeq lists its product as uncharacterized. Bases 1 to 267 code for a protein of 88 amino acids. The transcript has a single exon. NCBI's taxonomy places the organism in Eukaryota, Apicomplexa, Conoidasida, Eucoccidiorida, Cryptosporidiidae. The record is from RefSeq and is a predicted model, not a curated record.